AUCAUGUGAAUUUCCUUUUCUGACGCAGAUGGACAAAAGAAGCGAGAAAGACGAAGUCUCUGCUACGUGGCUUACAGAUCAAAUCAACCCAGGUAUAAGCCCAACCAAACUCAUUGGCAUCUACGACGAGAUCUGCUCAAAUUAUGAUAAGAACUCUGCCGUUUUGGAUUAUGGAGGGCCAAGUACUGCAGCAGAAGAAAUUGCUAAUAUGGUUCCAGAGAAGAAGAGGCAGCAGGUGCGAGUUCUGGAUGUGGCCGCAGGUACUGGCUUGGUGGGUUGCCACCUUCAUAAGAAAGGAUUCACUAAUAUUGAUGCUCUGGAGCCCUCUGGAGGAAUGAUGAACAUCCUGAAGAACACCGGAGUUUACACUCUCAAGUAUCAGGAAUUUAUUGGCACUGGACACAGCACAGUUCCUAAAGAUACUUACGACAUGGUCGUUGCUUGUGGUUCAUUUGCUCCUGGCCACAUCCAGGUUGAAGGAAUCAAUGAUCUGAUCAAUGUUGCCAAGCCGGGUGGACUGGUGGUCAUUGUGAUGCGAUUGGAGUGCUUUUUGACAGAUGAUGAUUACAAAGACAAAAUGGAAGAUUUCAUGGACCGUUUGGAGAAGACAAAUGUUUGGCGAAAGGUAAUAUCUCUGUGAUCAUUUAUAUUCUAC
Cherax quadricarinatus is the source of this 655-nucleotide messenger RNA. NCBI's taxonomy places the organism in Eukaryota, Metazoa, Arthropoda, Malacostraca, Decapoda, Parastacidae. The record is from RefSeq and is a predicted model, not a curated record.